AUGCCUCCACGAAGAGUGUACAGAAAUGUACCCGUGAAUGAGGAAGAACCCAGAGAACCUACACCGCCGUCUCCACCUCAAGAUAGGAGAGUGGAAGAACUUUUCUUAAGACAGAACCCACCGACUUUCGCAGGCACGGGAGACCCUGCUGAAACGGAAGAAUGGAUUCGUGCUAUGGAACGAAUCUUUCGAUUUUUGAGAUGCAACGACGCAGAACGUCUUAUGUGCGUGUCUUACCAGCUGAAAGGAACCGCCGACUAUUGGUGGGAAGCAAAGCAGAAAACUAUGGCCCCAGAGCAGUUAGAUGAACUCACUUGGGAGCUUUUUAAGACUGCUCUGUUGGAGUACGAUCGACUAUUCUGCGAUCUGGCCCGAUAUGCACCGUAUAGAGUGGAUACGGAUGAGAAGAUGUCCGAGUUGUUUUGCGCCGGACUGCGACAAGAGAUAAGAGUUGUAUUGGCAAGUCAAACGGCACUUUCCUACGCCGAGGCCUUGAACAGAGCUCUAGAUAUGGAGCUAGCAAUGCAACCAGAGAAAACAACACACACACCAACGCCUCCAUCAGCUCAAUAUACGCAAGUAUCAAACACUCCCUACUCUAACCAAGGACAGAAAGGAAAACGCAAAUGGGAAAAUCGUGGAAAUGAGGGUAAAAAGCCAUGGCAAGGUCAGAAUGUCCAGGCUCCAUUCGUGAAAGGCGAUAAAUUAUUUUAUGGUGGACCAGCGACCUCACACCCCGGACACCAAGGGAUACCCCCUUGUCCUAAGUGCAACAAGUUACACACAGGAGUGUGCAGAGCUGGAAACCCAAAUUGUUUCACUUGUGGGAAACCAGGGCAUUACUCGAGCCAGUGCCCCAACCGACAGCAAGGGAUGAGUGGAGGAAGACCCAAUCAGUUUCCAACCCCACAACUCAGAGCAAUGGAAGGAAUUCUUCCUCUACCUCAACCACUACAGCAACAACCUUUUCGCCGUCCAAACCAGCCUCAUAAGCAGCUACCUGCACCGCAAGCAGGAAUACCACCGCAAUAUCAAAGGAUGUAUGCUAUCAAUCAGAAGAAUCAGGAUAAGAACCAAGGAAACUUAACAGGUAUUGGGGAACUGAAAGGUGUACCCAUUGUUAUUCUCUUUGAUACUGGAGCAUCACAUUCUUUCAUCUCAUAUACUUGUGUGGAUACGUUAGAGCUGAAUCUUAAGGCUAAGACGUUGAGACUUCUGCGCAUGUGGACCACAGACAUCAUUUUGGGAAUGGACUGGUUAGCAGAACACCAUGCGGUGAUACAAUGCGAGCAGAGACGGAUAUCAUUCCAGCCACCUGGCCUGGAACCUACAUGUUUUUAUGCCAUCAAUAGGAAAUGGAAGAAGACACCUAUCAUCUCUGCAGUGCAAGCGAACAAGAUACUAAAAGAAAAGGGCGCGACAGCAUAUUUAGUAUACUUGAGCCAAGAAGAGGAAGCACAAAUAAAGAUUGAAGAUGUACCUAUAGUGCGGGAGUAUCAAGACGUUUUCCCUGAUAUUCUACCAGGUCUACCCCCGAACCGACAAUUGGAAUUCACAAUCGACUUGGAACCUGGAGUAGCACCAAUAUCCAAAGCACCAUAUAGGAUGGCACCAGCAGAAUUGCAAGAACUGAAUGUUUCGCCUUGGGGAGCAUCGGUCCUGUUUGUCAAAAAGAAAGACGGAAGUUUAAGAUUGUGUAUCGAUUACCGGGAAUUAAACAAGGUGACCCUAAAGAACAAGUAUCCUUUGCCACGUAUAGACGAUUUGUUUGAUCAACUUCGAGGAGCACGCGCUUUCUCAAAGAUAGAUUUAAGGACAGGGUAUCACCAAUUGAGGAUACGACCUGAGGAUAUUCCAAAGACAGCAUUCCGCACGAGAUACGGACACUAUGAGUUCAUAGUGAUGCCUUUUGGAUUAACAAAUGCCCCCGCCGUAUUCAUGGAUCUCAUGAAUCGAGUGUUUCACGAAUAUUUGGAUCAAUUCGUGUUGGUAUUCAUAGACGACAUCUUGAUUUACUCGAAGAAUGAGAAGGAUCAUGAAGAGCACCUUAGAACUGUGCUAGAGAAGCUAAGAGCUGAAAAGCUUUAUGCUAAGUAUAGCAAAUGUGAGUUUUGGCUACGAGAAGUCAAUUUCUUAGGCCACAUCAUUUCAGCUGCAGGAAUCAAAGUGGACCCUGCCAAGGUUCAAGCAGUGCAAGAAUGGAGAUCACCAACGACACCUCACGAGAUUCGUAGCUUCCUAGGAUUAGCAGGCUACUACCGUCGUUUUAUACAAGAUUUCUCCAAAAUAGCCAAGCCUAUAACUCAUAUGCUCAAGAAAGAAGUCAAAUUCUUAUGGACAGACGAAUGCGAACAAAGUUUUCAAGAAUUGAAGAAGAGGUUGACCACUGCCCCAGUACUAGCCGUUCCAGAAGCAAACAAGGAAUACACUAUCUAUACGGACGCAUCAAAGAAAGGACUAGGUUGUGCAAAGCCAACGUCGUGGCAGAUGCCUUGA
Molecule: messenger RNA, 2496 nt
Organism: Salvia miltiorrhiza (redroot sage)
Lineage: Eukaryota; Viridiplantae; Streptophyta; Magnoliopsida; Lamiales; Lamiaceae
Exons: 5
Coding region: 1-2496 (831 amino acids)
Molecular function (GO): nucleic acid binding; zinc ion binding
Source: RefSeq, a predicted model, not a curated record